AUCUUCUCAGCUGAGCAAAAUAAACAUGGCGGCGAGGUCACGUCCUGGAGGCGGGGAGUGAGACUUACCCAGCAAUAAUACGCGCACCUUGCAUCAAGUGGGGCUGAAUAUUGUUUACCGAAGCAACAAACGGUAGAGGAAGUUGAUGAGUUCGCCACAAGGGAGCCCAGACCCCGCCGGGGCCAAGGAGGGCGCCAGUAAUGAGACUAUAGGUAAUGAGGAAGAGGCUGGAGUGCAACCAGAGCAGGCAGGGUCCUCUUGGCCACACCCACAAGACACGGACAUGAAGCGAGCAGCUGCCCAACUCAUAGAAAAAUACUACUUCCAGCUGACUGUUGGAUGUGGUAAUGCUCACUGUGAUAACCCCAACUGUGCCUCCUCUGGCAAGGUUGGUACCCUGACAAGUAAUGAGGCAGCUGGGAAGGCACUCCAACUAUGUGCUGCCCGUGCCAGACUGUGUGAGGUGGUAGGUGCCAAGGUUCGCCGGGCUAGUCAGUCCCUGACACUGGAGUCAGGUGUUGCUUCCUCUGUGUCUGGGAAGGGCCACAGCUCUGCCUCAGGAAACACUGCCACAUGUUCCCUGGUGCAGGAUGUCAACAUGGCCAGUGUGUCCACCCCCAGUUCUGCCCUACCCCCUCUCUCCCCCCUGGUGGAUGGUCUGAACACGGCCACGGGCCUCACCGAAGAGACGCUCGUCCACACUAUAGCUGAGUGUCGCAGUUCUAACAAUUACGCUAAACUUAGACGAUUGUUGUGGGCAGUAUUUUCAAAUGAAAUUGCCCUCAGACACAGCUUUAUACAGAGAUCUGAACCUGUAGAGAAAAAGAGUGAAUUGCUAGUUAGGAACAAAAGUAAAGACAAUGGGGAUACCCAGAGCAAGGAGGAGAUCCGAGCACAGGAGGGAGACCUGGACAAGGAUCUGGACAGUGCCGAGGACACUGCUUGAGGGGGAAGUAGCGCGUCUGCUGAGGCGACCCCUGAGGGAGACACCAAAGAGCCAUGUAAAGAUUUUGUCACUACUCCAAAUUCAACUGCCUUAGAUGUCAGUGAGGUGCGACGGGCAUACGCGGCACUGUUUGAAUGCCCUGAGGCGGAAUUCAGCAGCACCCUGACCAAUGCGGUGGUGCAGCUCCUAUCGGACUCUCUGGGUAUCCAGCUGCGUGUGUAUAAGGAUGCCUUUGCUGCCAUACCCAACAACAUCAAUAUCUUUAUCAUCCUGUUGGAGAGUCCAGCACUCAACACCACCGACUUCAUUGAGGGCGUGAUGCCCAGCCUGUGCCGCACCAUUGGCCAGCUACCCGAGAGGGAUCAAGCACACCUCACCCGCCACCUGGCCUCCUGGGAGGCUCCCCGCCUGCACCGUCUGUUGGAGAGCCUUCACCAGCUCAUCACCAUCCGCCUCCUCACCACUGAGUUUAUACAGGACUUCACCAUCAAUGAUGAGGAAGCCAUCACUUCUGCCACACAAGUCAUGAAGCUUCUCUUCUACGCCAGCAUCCUUGGCGGUAAGAUGGACACCCCUCUCCUACGGGACCUGCCAGCAGAGGAUCCCACCCUGGAGUCAUCUACCCAUGAGGAUCCCUUCAGUAGUGUAGGCAAAGACUGGGCUGCCCGUCCCCCACCCAAAGACUCCUUAGGCUCGCUGCUAGGCAUACACGUCUUGGAUGCCCGAACACCCCUUGUGCCCCUGUCUGAAUUCUAUGACGACUUCUUGAGUGACCAGCUGGAGAUGGAUCGGGACUUUGCACUAUACAAGGCGGGCAGCAGUGACAAGUUCAGCUUCCUCCACUACCCCUUCAUCCUGACACCAGCCACCAAGGCACUGGGCCUCUACUAUGACAACAGGAUACGCAUGUACUCAGAGCGCCGCAUGAGCAUAUACCAGCAGGUGAUUGAGGGUAUGGCAGCUAACCCCUACCUGAAGCUGAGGGUGCGGCGAGACCAUAUCAUUGACGAUGCCCUGGUGGAGCUGGAGAUGGUGGCACUGGACAAUCCUGGAGACCUGAAGAAGCAGAUGGUGGUGGAGUUUGAGGGGGAGCAGGGCAUUGAUGAGGGAGGCUUGAGUAAAGAGUUUUUCCAGUUGAUUGUGGAGCAGAUCUUCAACCCAGAUUAUGCCAUGUUUUGCUUCAACAAUGAGAGUCGCACCUUCUGGUUCAACCCAAACUGCUUUGAGAAUGAUGCACAGUUCACACUGGUGGGCAUCGUGCUGGGUCUGGCCAUCUACAACAACGUGAUCCUGGACGUGCACUUUCCACCUGUCAUGUACAAGAAGUUGUGCAGCAAACCAGGCUCCUUCCAUGACCUGCGGGACUGGAACACGACGCUGUACCGGAGUUUGGUGGAGCUGCUGGAGUACGAGGGUGAUGACUUAGAGGAGGUGUUCAUGCAGACCUUCCGUGUGGGAUACCAAGACGUGUUUGGCACCAGCCUCACCCAUGACCUGAAGACUGAUGGGGACAACAUUCUCGUCAGCCAGGCCAGCAAACAUGAGUUUGUGGAGUUGUAUGCUGACUUCCUCCUCAACAAGAUGGUGGAGCGGCAGUUCCGUGCCUUUCGUCGGGGCUUCAACAUGGUGACUGAUGACUCACCGCUAGUCAACCUCUUCAGGCCUGAGGAGCUGGAGCUGCUCAUAUGUGGCUCCCAGCACUACGACUUUAUGGAGCUGAUGAAGUCAACAGAGUAUGACGGUGGCUACACUAGUGAGACUCCCAUCGUGCAGGCCUUCUGGGAGCUGGUGCACGACAUGACCACCGAGGACAAGAAACGUCUCUUGCAGUUCACCACGGGAUCGGCCAGGGUGCCUGUUGGGGGCCUGGCCAGACUGAAGCUCAUCAUUGCAAGACAUGGCCCGGACUGUGACAGGUUGCCAACUGCUCACACCUGCUUCAAUGUUCUUCUUCUUCCGGAAUACUCGAGCAAAGAGAAACUGAGGGAUCGUCUGUACAAGGCCAUCAAGUAUGCUCAGGGCUUUGGAAUGCUCUGAGGAAAGCCGUUAUGGAAAAGUGUGUUGCCCAGCCAGAUAUGCCUUGCUUCAGUUCAACAUGAUGCAGAUUAGAAAGUUAAGUUGCCUUGAUGAAAAUCAGUGUACAAAUUAAACAAUAUAUUCUUAUUCAUUGCAAAAUUUUGCAUGGCAGAAAAUACUACCAUGGUAUGACUUCAUAUUUUCCUAUUUUAUAUGAGAGCUGAGAUCCUUUAGUGUUUGUGGCCUUUGCAGGAUAUAAGUGUAUCACUUAUCACACUUGUGCACUGGCGGCACUGUGCCAUUACUUCAUCGUGGGCUGUUGUGCAUCACGGCAUUGGCUAUUCAAGACGGGCUUUGUUCCCUGCAGCUAAAUGGAUGCUUCCUUUCUUUAAUGAGCUGAAGUUUUUAAAGUUUUAUUGCAUUUUGCAGAUGUUGCAGUUUACAUUAUGUAGAAUUUUAGACUGUAGAUAAAUAAUUUUUCAAAUUUGUUUACUCAUAGGUUCCAUAGACACGUUAUUUUUUUAAUCCAUUUAGACCUCAUAGGUAUUUAAAAGUUAUGAAAAAUGCUCAGAUUGUUAAGUAAAUGCUAGAAUAUCACCACCUAUGAAGAAAUCUGAAGCACCUGGUACUAUUGUGACUAAAUUCCACUAAAGAUUUGUACAUAACAUAGCGUGGUGAGAUGAAGAUGUGCGGUCACCUGUUACAUAGAAGGCUGUGCUGUGCUACAGUGUAACCAGACUAUAGAUAGAAUCCACACGCAUGUAACUGUUUUGUAUCAUUUGUCCAUACUUUGAGAUCCCAAGCAUUACCUACUUACUGAUCCUGAGGCUAAUGUACCAAGCAGCACUGUUUUGCUGUUGAAGGUUUAUACAUUUUGUAUGUGAUACUUGAAUGAUAAGUGUAAAUAAAGACAGCAAAAUUCGCGCAUAAACUCA
Molecule: messenger RNA, 3897 nt
Organism: Portunus trituberculatus (swimming crab)
Lineage: Eukaryota; Metazoa; Arthropoda; Malacostraca; Decapoda; Portunidae
Gene: Ube3a
Product: ubiquitin-protein ligase E3A-like
Biological process (GO): protein polyubiquitination
Molecular function (GO): ubiquitin protein ligase activity
Source: RefSeq, a predicted model, not a curated record